This is a messenger RNA of Vicia faba (fava bean), 606 nucleotides long. Lineage: Eukaryota; Viridiplantae; Streptophyta; Magnoliopsida; Fabales; Fabaceae. The record is from the annotation of a GenBank genome assembly.
AUGGGAGACUUCUCUAUACACGAUUUUGCUGUAUUGGUACUGGUCUAUAGUGGAGAAAUGGGAGACUGUUCUGUACACGAUUUUGCUGUAUUGGUACUGGUCUAUAGUGGAGAAAUGGGAGCUCUCUGUACACGAUUUUGCUGUAUUGGUACAAAUUAUCAACUUUUGCAGGCUUUCCUUGAGAUUUGCUAUGGAACCUGUGACAAGAAGACAUUCACAUACUUUGCGUUCAUCCCUUGGAUAAGAUCGGUUAUUGUAUUACAGGUUAAAGUACUCCUCUUUAUUAGGAUGAAGCUAAAGUUGUGUCAUUUCAAAUGGGUACACAAUCUUGCGAAUUGGAUGAAAAUUUGUUUCACUGAAUCGUCAUCUUUUACAGGGGUUUGCUGUUUUUUAAGGAGGGUUACGAAGCAAAAUUUGGCACCCACCAGAAGGGAGAUAUUAAGAGAUGAGAAACUUCCAGAUAAGUCACCAUUAGUGAUAUCUUCGUCCAUUAAUGAAAUAGAGGAAUUGGUGUCCGAUGAAUGCGAGGAUUUAGCAGAAGAUAAAUGCGACAUGAUCUCGUAUUCCAUUUCCAAAAAUAUUGGAUUCCCGAUGGUGAAGGCUUGA